AUGGCAGACUUUUUCAACAUUAAGGCACGGCAACAAGCCGCUGCUCAAGCAAGUGCCUCAAAAGCUCCCACAACAAAGCAAGAGCCCAAUCGCCUGCAACCAUGGGUCGAGAAAUACCGCCCCAAGACGCUCUCCGAAGUCACAGCUCAAGACAACACGAUCCAAAUUCUCUCUCGCACAAUGCAAUCCUCGAACCUACCCCACAUGCUCUUCUACGGCCCCCCAGGUACCGGUAAAACCUCCACCAUUCUCGCCCUCGCCAAAGAACUUUACGGCCCCGAACUCAUGAAGAGCCGAGUACUCGAACUGAACGCUUCAGACGAGCGCGGAAUCAGCAUCGUGCGUCAAAAAGUAAAAGACUUUGCGCGCCAACAGCUCAGCGUAGCCCCAAACUACAACAUCAUGGUUGAAGACAAGAGCAGCGGCGAGACAAAGACAGUGCGUUACAGAGAUAAAUACCCAUGUCCGCCAUUCAAAAUCAUCGUACUGGACGAGGCAGACAGUAUGACACAAGAUGCGCAGAGCGCGCUCCGCAGGACUAUGGAAACGUACAGUCGCAUGACGAGAUUCUGUCUCGUGUGCAACUACGUAACCCGUAUUAUCGAUCCCCUGGCUUCUCGAUGCAGUAAAUUCCGGUUCAAGAGCCUGGAUCAAGGAAACGCUAUCAAGCGUGUGAGCGACAUUGCAAAGUUAGAGAAUGUGAGCCUGGAAGACGGGGUCGCAGAAGAACUAGUCAGAGUCGCCGAUGGCGAUUUGAGAAAGGCAAUUACCUUCUUGCAGUCCGCAGCCAGACUCGUCGGCGCUGUACAAGCCGUCAACGGCGGCGGUGCCGGUGCCUCCAAAAAGGGCAAGAAGAAAGUCGUCGAAGAAGACGAAAUGGACGUCGAUGCACCCCCAACUUCUACACCCGCCAUCUCCCUCCCCAUCAUCGCGGAAAUCGCUGGUGUCCUCCCGCCCGCCACGCUCUCUACUUUUUCAGACUCGCUGUUUCCCAAGUCGGCAGCCGCGAAACAGAUCAGGUAUAAUGAGAUUGCCAAGAUUGUGGAGAAUAUGAUUGCAGAGGGGUGGAGUGCGCAGCAGACUGUGGGUCAGUUGUAUGAGCAGAUUAUGUUUGAUGAGAGGGUCGAGGACGUGAAGAAGGUUCGGCUGGCCGGUGUCUUUAGUGAGACGGAUAAGAGGUUGGUGGAUGGUGGGGAUGAGCAUUUGGCUGUGUUGGAUUUGGGGGUUAGGGUUGCUGGGGUAUUGUGUCUCUGA
Pyrenophora tritici-repentis Pt-1C-BFP is the source of this 1254-nucleotide messenger RNA. RefSeq names its product HolB, ATPase involved in DNA replication. Gene Ontology annotation, molecular function: DNA clamp loader activity; ATP hydrolysis activity; ATP binding. The record is from RefSeq and is a predicted model, not a curated record. Gene Ontology annotation, biological process: DNA repair; DNA-templated DNA replication. Gene Ontology annotation, cellular component: nucleus; DNA replication factor C complex. NCBI's taxonomy places the organism in Eukaryota, Fungi, Ascomycota, Dothideomycetes, Pleosporales, Pleosporaceae.